UUUCCCUAAAGCACGGGGUCUUUGACGCGCUCGGUCGAGAGGGGAGGGAGGGAGCGAGGCAGGGCAUAGCCGUGUGUGUAUGUGUGUGGCGUGGUGUGUGUGUGUAUGCGUGUGUGUGUGUGUACGUUAAGGGGACGAGUCGCCGCGAGGACUUGUUGAUUGGGAGGAUCUGAUCUAUGUGGGGACAGUGAACGAGUGACCGCUGCACUACCCAACUGUUCAGGGGGCCAUUCAUUCAACGUUCAUGGCUGAAGCUCGCCUAUUUUUUUCUUCUAUAUUGUAUUUUUACGCACCGAUCGCCAUAGAAUCUCCCGCGCGGUAGAAUCGAUGUGGAUAGAAAACACAUCUUUCUAUCGAAGUCGAAAUGUCUCUGCAGCCUCUCGGGGCGUUGGAAGUUUUUUCUUUUGAAUUUGUAUGCAGCUGCCAUACAAUGCAGACGUAUUCUUCACAGGACUCCAAUCCGCUUUGGUACCAGUUUUUGCUCCCGGGUUCCUGUCGCGCACAGCCGUCCGUCGUGUGACCACUGGUGUCUGAGCUUCUUUUGUGUUGUUGUUGCAUACAAAUAAUAACAAUAUCACAAGGAUUACAAAGAAGAAAAACAAUUACGCAUCAACCUCGGGGGAAGGCUGUGGCUGUGUCCGCUGGCUGGCUGGCUGGCUCUGUGACCAUAACUUAACUUGUCCGCAUUCCGUUAGAACUUGCAGUCAGCGCACAUCAUCGAUGCCUUUUCGCACACGUCUCCGAGCGCCUGUCAUGGAAAACGGCCGUCACACGUUCUCCGUGGCGGAUGAGCGAUCGCAAAACUCCUAGACGUCGCCGCUUCGCCCAAACCGCCGCUCCGAUGGUCGGAUAGCCGACGUCGUCAGAGGCGUCGACGCUCGUUUGAUUGCCCGGCGGCGGCGAAGACGCGGGCACCGUAACCGUUCAUUGAUAUGCGAGAUAUUCCGAUUUAUUGAAAGAUAUUCGAAAAAGAAUAAAAUAAGGAAAUAGAGGAAGACGCAGCGAGGAGAGAGUUGAGUGCAAAUCACUGCAGCCCGUCCUGGACAAUUUAGGAGGCGCUGGGAGACAACGUCUCAGCGUUAGGCAAUGCCAUGUAAAGCAGCGUGCAGGUAUGACUGAUCAUAUGCUGUCUCUGUCCGCCUGAGGCGGGCUGACUUGUGUAUUUUUUGUUGCUCAUGACGGCAAUAUGGAAAUAAAUAUGAAGUGACAUAUUUAUUUUUCUCCUCCACGAUGUCCAAGAAGAACUCGAACGACGAUUGACAACUGGUUGUCUCAUCUCAGCGUUACCAUGUAGUGUCUCGACAGUAACAGACACUGCGCACACUUCUAAAAACAGCGUUAUAAUACCCGAUUCCAACGCUGAAAGGACCGCUUCGGAGCGCAAACAUGGGACUGUGAUCCGGGCCAGGAGCUCGGAGAGGCGGGUUGUUUAUGUGUAGUCUGUGCUCCGUGCGCGCAGACUGGACGUGAGCAGUUGCGAGGUGAUUUGUAAAAGACAUGGCUGCUGCCAUCGCUAGUGGCCUGAUCAGGCAAAAGCGACAGGCACGAGAGCAGCAUGUAGACCGGCCCGCCACCAACCGGCGGCGAAAGAGCCCCAACAAGAACAAAGGGCUCUGCAAUGGGAACCUGGUCGACAUCUUCUCUAAAGUGCGCAUCUUCGGCCUCAAGAAGCGACGACUACGGAGACAAGAUCCCCAGCUCAAGGGUAUAGUAACCAGGUUAUAUUGCAGGCAGGGAUACUACUUGCAAAUGAACCCCGAUGGAUCUCUUGAUGGGACCAAAGAUGACAGCAGCAAUUCCUCUCUGUUCAACCUCAUUCCUGUGGGUCUCCGCGUCGUCGCCAUCCAGUCCGUGAAGUCAGGGUUAUACAUCGCCAUGAACGGGGAGGGCCAUCUGUACACAUCAGAACUCUUUACGGCGGAAUGCAAAUUCAAGGAGUCUGUAUUUGAAAACUAUUAUGUCAUCUACUCGUCCAUGUUGUAUCGACAACAAGAGUCGGGGCGGGCGUGGUUCCUGGGCCUGAACAAAGAUGGCCAAGCCAUGAAGGGGAACAGAGUAAAGAAGACCAAACCAGCCGCUCACUUCCUGCCCAAGCCAUUAGAAGUCGCCAUGUACAGAGAGCCCUCGCUGCACGACGUCGGAGAGACAGUGCCCAAGGCGGCGGCGGCGGCGGCGGCGGCGGCAGCGGCGGCGGCGGCGGCGACCGGGGCCGUGGCCGCCACCAGUAAAAGCACAAGUGAGCCGGCGAUGAUGAACGGGGGGAAACCGGUCAGCAAGCCCGACAAGCCUGCCACAUAGCCACACCUGACCAGCGCAGGGUGUGUGUGUGUGUGUGUGUGUGUGGUUGUGUAUACGCGUGCGUGUACACCUCUGUGUGUUUGUGUGUGUGUGUGACAAAGAGCGAGAGCGAGAU
Messenger RNA from Gadus morhua (Atlantic cod), 2413 nucleotides. It is a transcript of the gene fgf14, whose product is annotated as fibroblast growth factor 14. Bases 1498 to 2298 code for a protein of 266 amino acids. Gene Ontology annotation, molecular function: growth factor activity. The transcript has 5 exons. The record is from RefSeq and is a predicted model, not a curated record. NCBI's taxonomy places the organism in Eukaryota, Metazoa, Chordata, Actinopteri, Gadiformes, Gadidae.